This is a messenger RNA of Striga hermonthica, 367 nucleotides long. The record is from the annotation of a GenBank genome assembly. Lineage: Eukaryota; Viridiplantae; Streptophyta; Magnoliopsida; Lamiales; Orobanchaceae.
GAUCUAUAAAAGCUGGUAACAUUUUUGAUGCUACCAAGCUAAUCAUGGGUGAUGUACCCGAAAUUGUGGAAUUCAAAGAGAGGUACAACUCCCACCCAAGGCCAAGCGAUUCAUCAUUCAAAUACGUGAGGCCCUAUAUUUCUAAUGUUCGUGAUGAUUUGGAGUCGGGAAUUUCUCCAUUCAUAGGCUUAGCUGAUUUUUUGAAAGCUAAUGAGGAAAAGAAUUUUUGGAUAUAUGGAAACAUCAUUGACGUAUCGGAUAAUUGGUACUUCAAAUCGUGCCCCAAUUGUGUUCGGAAAGUGGAGCCGAAAGAAGAUAAAUUUUGGUGCAAUUAUUGCAAGGACUCGAUUCCUUUUGCGAUACUUAG